AGCGACCCCGAAUUAACUAAGAACAAGUCUUAAACCUCAUGCCGCUAAUUAAUGUAGGUUGACAUUUGUUACAUGUUAGAGUAACCGAUAACUCCAAUUAAUGGUAUUUGUUUUUAAUAUUGAUUAUAUGAAUCUGUCUUUUCAGGGUAACAACAUAGCCGCUAUAAAUGACUGGGAACUGGCCCAUAAUUUACAAGAUAUAACUUUCGGAGAACAUUCCCUGACCACAAUCGCAGAUCACGCCUUCAUUUAUUCUGCCAAAAGUCUUCAGAAACUCAUAUUCUCGUCCACUAAUCUGACCUCCCUACCGUGGGCCUUGAUGGACCUCAGUUCUCUUCAGUAUUUGCGUUGGGACAGUAGUCAUGUUCUCACAUGGAACACAACCAUUUUGGCGAGCAUUGGACCCUCGCUGAAAACUCUAAGUCUGUCAAAACUGACGACGCCAAUCUUUCCUCCAGACUGGCUCAAGUUGCUGCCAAAGUUGGAGACCCUUGAGAUAUACGGGGUUGCUUUUGGUCAGCUGAGUAGUAAGCCACUGGACCCACCAGCCAGUCACAUUAGAAGACUUGUGUUCACAGACUCCAACCUAACGAAAAUCCCACAGGAAAUGUUUACGUUUUUCCCGGAUUUGACCAGCCUCAAUUUGGCGUCCAAUUCAAUAAGCGAUCUCAGCAACCUGAAAGACUUAAAAAUCUCUCGCAAUCUGUCAAAGUUAUAUAUGGGCAACAAUCACAUUGACAAUAUCGGCCCUCUGUUUUAUUUGACUGGUAUUGAAGGUCUCGACAUAUCGGGUAACAGAAUCUGUGACCACGAGCACAUACCUUACGCCCUAAUACCCAACGAAAACUCUUUGAGUUAUCUAGAUCUCUCUAAAAACUGCCUUACUCAAAUACCUCACCUGUUAUUCAUGACUGAAUUGAAAGAAUUACGUCUGUAUUACAACAAUAUUUCAACCGCGUCUUCGGGUUCGUUACCUUUGUCAUUGAUAAAUCUUGAUCUAAGCGUAAACUUAAUGACAACUAUUCCAGAAUAUAUAUCAAAAUUGUCGAAUCUGCACAGUCUAUAUUUGUCCUAUAAUAAAAUCAAAUCGAUUGUAAAAUUUGAGUUCCCCUCAACCCUUCUGAAACUAGACAUCUCGGGCAAUGACAUAGAAGUAAUUCCGUCACUACAAUUUUCGAACAACAUUUCGAAUUUAACACACAUGUUUUUAACAGGAAACCCAAUCAAAACAAUCGCAGACGAUGCCUUCAGCAACCUCCAUGAGUUGAGCUAUCUAGACCUGGACAGAACACACUUAGUCCGUUUACCCCCGGCGCUGUUGGCUUUAAACAAACUAAACCAUCUGUACCUGCCCAACACUCUCACGUGUUCCUGUGACGACAUGGCGUUCACGACAUGGUACCAGAAUGUGACACAUCGGGACGGAAAGUGUGACGGCACGGAUCUAAGUCUUAAGCUAGAUCAGCUCCCAGGCCAGUGCCCCAUGUCUUGAGCAGUCAGCAUCUCUGUCUGUCUGUCACAUAAUAAACUGUCUUGUUUGUUUGUCUA
Messenger RNA from Aplysia californica (California sea hare), 1548 nucleotides. RefSeq names its product carboxypeptidase N subunit 2. The record is from RefSeq and is a predicted model, not a curated record. Gene Ontology annotation, cellular component: extracellular matrix. The transcript has a single exon. NCBI's taxonomy places the organism in Eukaryota, Metazoa, Mollusca, Gastropoda, Aplysiida, Aplysiidae. Gene Ontology annotation, molecular function: protein binding. The coding region runs from base 101 to 1492 and encodes 463 amino acids.